This is a messenger RNA of Metopolophium dirhodum (rose-grain aphid), 2069 nucleotides long. RefSeq names its product ring canal kelch homolog. Gene Ontology annotation, molecular function: protein binding. NCBI's taxonomy places the organism in Eukaryota, Metazoa, Arthropoda, Insecta, Hemiptera, Aphididae. The record is from RefSeq and is a predicted model, not a curated record. The transcript is spliced from 11 exons. The coding region runs from base 255 to 2018 and encodes 587 amino acids.
UCAAUCGCUUAAACUCUUAGUACUAAUACGGGCGUAAGUGAGAUUCAACAUAAAAUUGCUUACGUGUUGUAUUAUAUUGAAUAAAAUUAUAGUUUUUAUGUUUGGUUGCAAUACAUUUAUUAUAUUAGAGUCUGGAAUAAUCAGAUUAAAUUUAAUAUUUUUUUUGAUUUUAAGUUAACUACCUACUUAAUAUAAAGAUAAACAAAUAUUACAAGUUAAGAACUUCAAAUCCCGGUCUUCUUAUAAAAAUUACAAUGCAAAAUAAUAAAAGACAAAAAAUAGAAUCCAGAGUAUCUGAAAAAAAUGCAAAAUACGAGUAUGAAAAAUCGUCUCACUCAGAGACAUAUGAAGUGUUACAAACAUUACGCAAAGAUGAGAUAUUUUGUGAUAUUAAACUAGAAACAGACGAUAACAAAAUAAUAAUUGCACAUAAAGUGGUUUUAGCAUCAGCUAGUCCAUAUUUCUAUGCCAUGUUCACAAAAUUUUCAGAACGGAAUCAUGAUGUUGUUGUAAUGAGAGAAAUAGAUUCAACCGCUUUACAAAUAUUGGUAAACUUUAUUUAUUCGGGAAAAAUCGUGGUCACUGAAGAUAACGUUCAGGUUUUGUUACCAUCUGCAAAUCUCUUGCAGUUACAAGAAGUAAAAGAGGCAUGUUGUGAUUUUUUAAAGUCACAACUCUGCCCUACAAACUGCAUUGGUAUAAACGCAAUAGCUGAUAAAUAUAGCUGUACAAAAUUAUUAACAAAUUCAGAAUUAUAUAUUCAACAACACUUUUCAGAAGUUGUUAGUGGUGACGAAUUCCUAUCUUUAUCAUCGGAACAAGUGCUUAAAUUAAUCUCCAGUGAUACAAUUAUAGUUCCAUCUGAAGAAAAAGUAUUUGAAAGUGUUAUUCGUUGGGUAAAAUAUGAUUCAGGUUCAAGAAAAUGUAUUUUACCCCAAUUAAUGGAACACGUUCGUUUACCAUUAACAUCGAAGGAUUACAUAUUAAAAAAAGUAGUUGAGGAACCUCUUAUUAGAAAUUGUUUAAAAUGUACAGAUUACGUAAGUGAGGCAUUACAAUUCCAUACACUCAAGUCAGAAGAGCUUAAUAUUCAACAAAACAUCCGGAAUAAACCUAGAAAUGGGGAUAAAGUUUUAUUAGCUAUUGGUGGAAUUGAUAUUGAUUUGAGAAAUCGUACAAAAUGGUAUGACCCAAAAACGUACCAAUGGAAUUAUGGUCCAGAAAUGAUUACAAGUCGUCAGAGAGCUUGUGCAGUAGUAGUGAAAGAUAAUUUAGUGUUUGCUGUGGGUGGUUUUGAUGACAAUGAUGAACCAGUUCGGACUGUCGAAGUGCUUGACUUAUCUUCAGAAUCACUCUGUUGGAAAACAAGUGUUGAGAUGUUAGUUGAAAGAGAUGGUUUAGGAGUUGGUGUUAUUAAUAACUUCAUAUAUGCCGUCGGCGGAUAUAAUUAUAGUAAUGAUGCAUUAGAUAAUGCAGAAAUGUUUGACAACAAUACCCAAGAAUGGCGUAUGAUAUCUAGUAUGUCUUUUAGAAGGGCCUACCAUGGGGUCGGAGUCCUGAAUAAUCUUUUAUAUGCGGUAGGAGGAAGUGAUGAAUCACAACAGGCUUUAAACACUGUUGAAUGUUAUCAUCCUAGUCUUGAUACAUGGACACCAGUCGCAAAAAUGUCUGUAGGCCGUGAAGGUGUUGGAGUAGGUGUUUUAGACGGUGCACUGUAUGCUGUGGGUGGUAAAGAUGGAUCCAAAACUCUGAGUAGUGUUGAAGUAUACAGACCAACUACAGGAGUUUGGACUACUAUUGCGGACAUGCAUAAUCCUCGAAAACGUGCAGGGGUAGUUGCAUCAAACGGUUUAUUGUAUGUCAUCGGUGGAGUUGACGACACUUUUUUUGUGCAUUCUAUAGAAUGUUACAGCCCCGAAACUAAUUCCUGGACCAUAGGCGCAGCGUCAAAGAAUUUUGUAUAUACUUCAGCAGGAGUAGUAGCUAUUAAUAGGUUUCGACAUUUUAAUACUUAUUAGCAAUUAUGAUUUUUUCUUGAUACAAUAUAUAAAUGUUUUCUCAUUUUGUGA